AUGCUAGAUGAUGAUACGAGAGAGGUAAAAUUGUUGCAAGAACUGCUAUUGGAAGAUGGUGAACUACAUGGUACAGGUCGGGAGAGACAAUUCAGGUGGAAAAAUAUAGAUUCUGUGGAUGAUACUGAGGGUGGAAACAAAGAAGAUAAUGAUGUAUGUUAUUUAGACGAAGAAGAAAGUGAGGAACAGUGGAGGAAGAAAAGACAUGAAAUAGAAAUGUUUCUAAAGGAAAAACAGCUGAAGUCAUCAAUUUCAGAUGAGUUUGAUCUUCUAAGUGACAGUCAGAGCCAGUUAUUGAAGACUGGUCACAAAGUUAUACAAAAUAGUUCCCAAGUGAGUGUUCCUGAUAGUAAAUCUACAGUUAAGUCGAACAGUCCAGAUAUUAAAAGCACUUUCAGCUUCAUGAAUAAGCGUGGUUCCUUUCUCAGUCGUAAUGACCAGGUGCUGCAGAGGUUAGCAGAUUACAAUAAACAAACGAAUACUGCUGUCAAUUCGGUGAAAAACUCAAGGAACUUUUUGUUUCAAACAGUAACUGGUGCAGAGACGACAGUAACUAGCGUG
This is a messenger RNA of Leptinotarsa decemlineata (Colorado potato beetle), 561 nucleotides long. RefSeq names its product claspin-like. Lineage: Eukaryota; Metazoa; Arthropoda; Insecta; Coleoptera; Chrysomelidae. The record is from RefSeq and is a predicted model, not a curated record.